AUGCCAAAAGUCAAAAGUUCAAAAUCAUCCAGUCGAAAAAGCAACGAUCCAAAAGCACCUAAACGUCAUCGUACAGCUUAUAUGUUAUUUGCACUUGAAAAACGUAGUCAAAUUAAAAGUGAAAAUCCUGGAUUAACUGCAAAAGAAAUUAUGUCCGAAUUAGGUGCACAAUGGUCAUCUUCAGAUCCACAAACAAAACAACAUUAUCAAAAAUUAUCCGAUGCUGAAAAAUCUGAAUAUGUAGAAAAAUCUACUGCUUAUAAAAAUGAGAAACAACAUAAUAAAGAAAAUUCUAAAAAAGAUAAUAAACCAAAUCAAUCAAUGGAAGUUAAUUCAUCACAAUAA
This is a messenger RNA of Adineta steineri, 345 nucleotides long. Lineage: Eukaryota; Metazoa; Rotifera; Eurotatoria; Adinetida; Adinetidae. The record is from the annotation of a GenBank genome assembly.